Trematosphaeria pertusa is the source of this 486-nucleotide messenger RNA. RefSeq lists its product as uncharacterized. The record is from RefSeq and is a predicted model, not a curated record. Bases 1 to 486 code for a protein of 161 amino acids. Lineage: Eukaryota; Fungi; Ascomycota; Dothideomycetes; Pleosporales; Trematosphaeriaceae. The transcript has a single exon.
AUGUCUACGAACCGGCCCUUCUUCUCGAAUUUCCUCGCGGCCUUCCGCGCCCAGUCCGCUAUACAGAAGGCUGCAACCUCGCAGUCUACAGCAGCAAGCUCCUACUCGCACAAUACAGCUUCCUCUCCCAACCACAACGCCUCGACAUCGUCGCGGACAAUAGCAACGAAGGCUGGGCCAUCUUCACCUGGCGCUACAACAGCAGCCGUGCAAGCAACCGGCCAAUUCCAACCUACCAGGCAACAUGCCGCUCCGUACCACCGCUCCACAUCGCCCACGGCAACAGCCUUCCCGAUACCAGGUGCUUCAAGACGGGACAGGAGAGGCUCGGACAGUUCGAACGAAGGCUUCCAUGAAGUAAUGGGAGCAGAAAAGUGGUACAUCGGAGGGCGGACUGCGGCAGGGGAAGAGAAGUUCUACAAGCUCGGCAUGGUCAAGAGACACAAGAGCGUGGAUCGACUGAGCCUCGACAGACUCAGUAUAUAA